ACGGCAUCAGGGAAGGUGUGAAUGCUCAGAUAUAUUUUUGACAAGUGAAGAGACAAUUUGGCAAAUAUGCAUGCAGUAUAACUUGACCUUCUUUGCAGAAAGUGCUGACUGUGCUGCUCCACGGGGAGGCGUGAACAUCGACAUGUCCUUCAUGGUGUACGUGGCCCACCAGAAAGGGCUCCAGACAGAAGAGGAGAAGGCCCGGAUCAGCCACUGCAUGAUGGAGCUGGAGCUGCCUGUGUGGCACCAGGACUGCACUCUGGUUCUGGUGCAGAAGUCUCUGAGUGAACGUCUGAAACACUCUGCAGGGUCCCUGAGGAUGCCUCUUCACACAGGACUGUGCUGUGCAGGUCUGGACAUCUUUCCUUUAAAGGGGAAAGAUAUGUACCCAUUGAUAAUUGAAGAAUAUAACUUAUAAAUGCCUCAUGAGCUAAGUUCAACUGUCUUACCCCAUCAGAACCCAAAAUAUAAGCUUGUUUUAUUCGUAUUUUUGUAAACAAAGUAAAUGUAAACAAACAGCCUCAAAACAUGGUUAUAUCAAUAAUUGUAAUGUCAUCGAUGGUCUGUCCUUGCAACAAUAGCUCCCUCUAUGAAUUUGAGUGGUUACAUUUCUCCCACCC
Salmo salar (Atlantic salmon) is the source of this 620-nucleotide messenger RNA. NCBI's taxonomy places the organism in Eukaryota, Metazoa, Chordata, Actinopteri, Salmoniformes, Salmonidae. The record is from RefSeq and is a predicted model, not a curated record.